UCUCCACACACUCUUAUUUCUAGUGUUAUUAUGGUAGGCUGAUGAUCAAGCAAACGGCAGCAGAAGAGGAUGGAAUCGCCUUUCACGUAGAGCUUUCCUAAAAAAAUAUAUAUAUAUUUUCCUUUUUUUUCCUUUCUUUUAUUUUUUUCUUCUUUUCUUCCAUUUGCAUGCGAGACCCCCUUUUUUUCCCCCUUCCCUGACGCGCAUGGACUGAAAGAAAGUAUCCAUCAUCAGGAUCAUCCUUCUUUUCCUCCUCCUCCUCCUCCUCCUCCUCCUCAUCUUCAUCAUCAUCAUCCUCACCAUCCUCGAGAAUCAUAAGGGGGAAAAAAAAAACAGUAAACAACAACAACAACAACACGGACUCGGCACAUGAUGGACGAGGAGAAGAUGACGAAAAGCGAGGAGGUUCACCUGAGUUUGCAGAAAGCCCUGCAGCAGUGCGAGCUGGUGCAGAACAUGAUCGACAUCAGCAUCUCCAGCCUGGAGGGGCUCAGGACCAAAUGUGCCACAUCCAACGACCUGACGCAAAAAGAAAUCCGCACGCUCGAGGGUAAGCUGGUGAGAUACUUCAGCCGGCAGCUCUCCUAUAAAAAUAAAGUGCCCUUACAGGAGCGCAACGUGGAGCUGGACGGCUUUCCUCGCCUCGCACACUGGCUCCGCAUCGUAAACAUGAGGAAGGAGGUCACACAGGAGAUCUCUCCAGGUGAGCUGACCCUCGAGUCGCUCUUAGACAUGACGGAUGAGGGGGUUUGUGAAUCGCUACAGAAGUUUGGAGCGAGUGAGGACGAAUGCCGAUUGAACGCGUCCCUCACCUGCCUACGCUCCGCCCACAAAUCAGAACAACUGGAGGACGACAAAUUGCACAGUAAUGGAGGAUUUGGCAGCGCUCAGCCUAAUCAGGACUGGUCCAUCCAGUGGCCAAUGUCCGAGUCGGGUAAAGAGAACACCCCAGCCGGUACCCCAGACCCCGGGCAGUGGGUGCGACUGCAGUUGUCACAGAGCCCAAAGCCUCAGUCACGCUACACCCAUGCUCUGUGUCAUAGCCCUCAGGCCUUGGCUCCUCCAGCCUUCUACCCUCAGCCCGAGCGGCUGUGUGUGGACGUCUACCAGGGUCUGACCCCUCUUGGCAUGCUGGACGUAGGGCACCGCUCUCUACCCCCAUCUCCCAGGCAGAGGCACUUUCCUCACACUCCCCCACGCACUCCACUGGUGGUUAAUACCAUGACACCGCCUGGGACGCCACCACUGCGCCGUCGCAACAAGGUGAAGGCCCCGGGCACGCCACCACCUGCCAACCGCAAACUCAUCCACCUGCUGCCUGGGUUCAGCGCUCUGCACCGCAGCAAAUCUCACGAGUUUCAGCUGGGGAACCGCAUCGAUGAUGCACACACACCGCGAGCCAAGAAGAAAGCCAAGCCUCUGAACCUGAAGAUCCACAGCAGCGUAGCGGGCAGCUGUGAGAACCUCCCAACUCAGAGAUCUCCUCUCCACUCGGAUCAUUCGCUCCGCUCCUUUUUCUUCCCGAGCCUCGUGCCCUCCACGCCACCGGUGCAUGCAGAAACCCCUUCGGCCAAUACUCUAUCAGUUCCUCGCUGGUCCCCUCAGAUCCCACGAAGAGACCUGGGCAACUCUAUUAAACACAGAUUUUCCACCAAAUACUGGAUGUCACAGACUUGUAUCGUCUGUGGGAAAGGAAUGUUAUUCGGCUUGAAGUGCAAAACAUGCAAGCUGAAGUGCCACAAUAAAUGUACCAAAGAAGCACCUCCUUGCCAUUUGCUUAUUUACCAUCGAGGAGGUAGGAACUCGUUCAAAGAUCAAGGAACAUCUCAAGCUCGUCAGCUCGUCAGGACCGAGUCGGUGCCCUGCGACAUAAACAACCCCCUCAGGUACACAGACCUGCACAUUAGCCAGACGCUGCCCAAAACCAACAAAAUCAACAAGGACCACAUUCCUGUGCCGUACCAGCCUGACUCCAGCAGUAACCCCUCAUCCACUACCUCCUCGACCCCAUCAUCCCCAGCUCCGCCUCUUCCUCCCAGUGCGACUCCUCCCUCUCCGCUUCACCCAUCCCAUCAAAACGCCCGACAGACCAAACAACCCAACUUAACAGCUUCUCAUUACUACAAAUACAAGCAGCAGUUCAUCUUUCCUGAUGUGACUCCAGAGGUUCCUAACAGAGCUCCUCAGGUUAUCCUCCAUCCUGUGCUGGCAGAGCCUGGUAACAAAGGCAACCCUCUGCUGCAGAUCGAGGUUGAACCUACUUCAGAUAACGAAGAUGGGAACCAUGAAGCAGAGGACUCGGCCGACGAGUUUGAGGAAAUGAACCUGUCGUUGCUGUCGGCGCGUAACUUCCCACGUAAGGCGAGCCAGACGAGCAUCUUCCUGCAGGAAUGGGACAUCCCGCUGGAGCAGCUGGAGAUCGGCGAACUGAUCGGGAAGGGACGCUUCGGGCAGGUCUACCACGGCCGCUGGCACGGCGAGGUGGCCAUCCGUCUCAUCGACAUCGAGAGAGACAACGAGGAUCAGCUCAAGGCUUUCAAGCGGGAGGUGAUGGCAUACAGGAACACGCGCCACGAGAAUGUGGUGCUCUUCAUGGGUGCGUGCAUGAGCCCACCGCACCUGGCCAUCAUCACCAGUCUGUGUAAAGGGAGGACUCUGUAUUCCGUUAUAAGAGAUGCAAAAGUCAUCCUGGAUGUCAACAAGACCAGACAAAUUGCACAGGAAAUGGUGAAGGGCAUGGGCUAUCUGCAUGCCAAAGGCAUUCUUCACAAGGACAUGAAGUCGAAGAACGUCUUCUAUGACAACGGGAAAGUGGUCAUCACCGAUUUUGGACUCUUCACCAUAUCUGGUGUUUUACAAGCAGGCAGUAGGAGAGAGGAUAAGCUGCGGAUUCCGAGCGGCUGGCUCUGCCAUCUUGCUCCCGAGAUCGUCUGCCAGCUUUCCCCGGAGACGGCGGAAGAUCAGCUCCCCUUUUCCAAACAGUCUGACGUCUUCGCCUUUGGGACGAUCUGGUACGAGCUGCAUGCACGAGAGUGGCCUUUUAAGACCCAGCCAGCUGAAGUGAUCAUAUGGCAGGUGGGCAGCGGCAUGAGACCCAACCUCACUCAGAUCGGCAUGGGCAAAGAGAUCUCGGACAUCCUGCUAUUCUGCUGGGCUCAAGAGCCCGAGGAGAGACCGAGCUUCUCCAAGCUGAUGGAGCUGCUCGAGAAACUGCCUAAGCGCAACCGCCGUCUCUCGCACCCCGGGCACUUCUGGAAAUCAGCUGAGUAUGUAAAAUGAGCCAGGUUCUAAAAGAAACUACUCUGAAGUCCUGAGGAUUAAGUUUAUUGCCAUUAGACACACGGCAUUGUGGGAAACCAGUGCGCAGGGGUCCGGGUAGGGGGAGUUGAAUUGUACGUGUAGUCAAUUUUGCAUCAUGUUCUUCUGUUUAUCGUUUGAUCAUGUAUGUAGAUUUUUUUUUAUUAUUUUUAUUAUUUAUUGUUUAGUUCUCUGUUUUUGUUUUUUUCUUUUUAAUCUGUUCAAUCUGUUUUUGUGCUUUUGAAUUUAUUCAUGAUUAAUUUUGUCAAUGUUAUCGUGUUGACAAACUUCUGUUCAGUCACGUUCGACGAUGCAUUUUGAUUAACAAAUGCAAAAUUGUUUGUAUUCCUCUGUGACUCGUGCGUCUGUACGUUUUCUUUUCACAAGUACGUGUAGUUCCGGAGUGAAUGUAUCUUGGAUUAUAAUUUUUUUUGUCGGAUUUGUUGUUUGAUCUAUUGUUUUAUUCUUUGCUUUCAGUCCAUUCAUCAGCAUCCAUUUUAUGUAUGUGUGCUUGUGUGCUUGUGUGUGUGUGUGUGUGUGUGUGUGUGUGUGUGUGUGUGUGUGUGUGUGUGUGUGUAUGUGUGUUUUUUAACUUGGUGACCAAUGUUCCCACAUGGACAGGACAUUUUGACCUUGUUUGUGACAGUUUGACCUUGUCAGGAUAUUUGGUUUGUCCCCACAUGGAUUUUUUUCAAAAAUAGAACAAUAAUAUUAAUCUUUAGAUAAUUAAAGGGUCCUCACAAGGCUAAGUCCAAGUGGUGUGUGUGUGUGUGUGUGUGUUGGCAUUCAUGUGGCCGUUUCAAGUCACAAAGCUUUACUACACUUUUAAGGUGCACAAGCAUACUUAUAAAGAAUAUAAUAAUAAAAAAAAUGAAUAUCUAGAGAAUAAAGUUUUUUUUUUGUUUUGGUUUUUUUAUACACAAAAGAAAAAUGUAUAAUAAAGAACAUGUUUCCUUGCAUGUUUUUGCAUUUCUAGGAAAUCCCAUCACUUUUCAAUUCCAGACGCCCGGAUUGUAUUAUGUAUAAUAUAUUAACUGUGAUAAUGUGAGACCUUGACGGGUUAAACUCUGUCUUCUUCUUCUUCUUUCGGCUUCUCCCAUUAGGGGGCGCCACAGCGGAUCAUCCAUCUCCAGACCCCUUGUCCUCUUCAUCUGCCUCUUUCAAACCAACU
This is a messenger RNA of Silurus meridionalis, 4468 nucleotides long. It is a transcript of the gene ksr2, whose product is annotated as kinase suppressor of ras 2. The record is from RefSeq and is a predicted model, not a curated record. Gene Ontology annotation, molecular function: ATP binding; protein kinase activity. Gene Ontology annotation, biological process: protein phosphorylation. NCBI's taxonomy places the organism in Eukaryota, Metazoa, Chordata, Actinopteri, Siluriformes, Siluridae.